GGCAUUGCCUUCUUCUCGGCCUCUCAUCUACCUCACGACGCACUUCCCUCAAUAUGGUACUUUCCUUUGUUGGAAAAGCAAAUCAACGCAUAUAAAACCAACAUCUCUCUUAACUUCUUCCUCCUCCUCUCUCUUUUUCUCUGUCUUUGUUGACAUUUCCUUUCUCUUCAGAACAAUAAUUUCCGAUUAGGGCAAAACUAGAUCUCUGCAACUUCCGUGGAAGCUUGAAUGCAUGCAUUUUCUCAGUUUGCGGGAUGAGAACUAAUUUGCGUUUGCCAAUUUGAUUCACUAAUUGAUGCUUUGCUCUUUUAAUUUCUGGUUCUAAAUCUCCCAUGGAAUCGAUCUUGAGUCACAUUGGCUCACCAAACCCCUGGCAUUUCCUUGUUGCUGUCUACUUCGCUGUUGGUUUCGUCGCUGCUAGGUUCUUGUUAGACAAAUUCAUCUUUCGAAGGCUGGCCAUUUGGUUGUUGCGUAAGAAAGCUGUUAGACUGAAGAUUGAUGAGGCUAUGCGGGCAACAAUUGUAAAAUGCGCAGAAUCUAUGUGGAAGCUGACAUACUAUGCUGCUGUAGAAGCAUGUGUUUUAAAAAUGACCUACAAUGAACCAUGGUUCAGAAAUACAAGAGAGUACUUCAGAGGUUGGCCAGAUCAAGAAUUAAAACUUCCCCUAAAACUUUUCUACAUGUGCCAAUGUGGGUUCUACAUCUACAGUAUUGCUGCACUGCUUAUGUGGGAAACUAGAAGGAAGGACUUUGCUGUAAUGAUGUCUCAUCAUGUAGUUACAGUUAUACUGAUUGGAUACUCUUACAUUACAAGAUUUUUCCGGAUAGGCUCAGUUAUCCUUGCUCUGCAUGAUGCAAGUGACGUAUUCAUGGAGGCUGCAAAAGUUUUUAAGUAUUCUGGGAAUGAGCUCGGUGCAAGCAUUUUCUUUGGAUUAUUUGCUAUUUCAUGGCUCAUGCUGCGACUAGUAUUCUUUCCAUUUUGGGUGAUCAAGACUUCAAGCUAUGAUGUUGUGGACUACUUGGAUUUAACAAAGGCCUUCCCCGUUUCACUGUAUUAUGUUUUCAAUACAAUGCUGCUGAUGCUACUUGUAUUCCACAUCUACUGGUGGGUUCUCAUAUGCUCAAUGAUAAUGAAGCAACUAAAAAAUAGAGGAAGAGUGGGGGAAGAUAUAAGAUCUGAUUCAGAUGAUGAUGAUUAGAUGAAAGAUUUUGUUUGAGAUUUUGGUUCGCUAUCGCUGUUGCUCAGGAGAUUCAGCCUUUCAUUUCUACCGUUGAUAAUUUUUUCUGGUGUAGAGGAAAAGUAGGGACGACAUGCGAUGCUUCUUUUUCUUUUUUUUUUUUUUUUUUUUUUCUUUUGGUGUAUAAAUAAUAGGCAAUCUGUAUAAUUGUUCCCUUCUUUAGUAGACCCGUGUUUUGAGAUUAUUCCAUUUAUUUUUAGAAUGGAAAAAGAAAAUAGCUCUUUUGCAGUUUUUUUUUUUUUUUAAAAAAUUUUUACAUUUGUUAAGAAUCUAUACUGUUAUAGAAUAUUCAAGUGGUUCAAUUUUUAGUUC
This is a messenger RNA of Manihot esculenta (cassava), 1550 nucleotides long. Its product is annotated as ceramide synthase LOH2. The record is from RefSeq and is a predicted model, not a curated record. Lineage: Eukaryota; Viridiplantae; Streptophyta; Magnoliopsida; Malpighiales; Euphorbiaceae. Gene Ontology annotation, molecular function: sphingosine N-acyltransferase activity. Gene Ontology annotation, cellular component: endoplasmic reticulum; membrane. The transcript is spliced from 6 exons. Bases 333 to 1199 code for a protein of 288 amino acids. Gene Ontology annotation, biological process: ceramide biosynthetic process.